GUCGGUUGUAGUCAGCCGCAGCUUGCGUCAGUUUGCCUUUGCGGUGCUGUCUGGUCUUCUCCCAGCCCCGACGAGGAGAGGAGGCUGCCUGCUGAGCUCGGGGUCGGCAGCGGGGGCUGGACGGGCGUCCGCGAGGCUGUGCUGGCUGCGUUAGGGCUCCGCACGGCCCGUCUGCUCGGGUCCCCUUGCAGGAAGAGGGACCAAGCCAGGUCCUGUGUCUUAGGUGCUGCUGGAGUGCCAAAAUGUUUGAUAUAAAAGCAGAAGGUGACCCGGCAGAUAAAAGCUUAACAGGUUUUGGUCAAUUCCAGCUUAUUUGAUCUUGGGGAGAGUGAGUACAGGUGGGCCAGAGAUGCCCCAGGAGAAGAGAUCUGCUUCCUUAAUCCAGAAGGGCCAAACUGGACCUUCAGGAGGAAAGGCAGUACCAGCAAGGCCUGCUAAAUCUGUAUCCAAAAAACGGGAUGAAGAUGCGUCCACUGAAAUGGGAGAAGGGCUCGAUGAAUGGGCAGCAGCAAAGACUCUUAUCAAACCCCCAGAUCAACUGGAGUUGACAGAAGCUGAAUUAAAAGAGGAAUUUACACGCAUCCUGACAGCCAAUAAUCCCCAUGCUCCCCAGAAUAUUGUCAGAUACAGCUUUAAAGAACGAACAUACAAGCCAAUAAGCUAUGUGGAUCAAAUGGCCAUUCACUUCUCUUUGAAUGGAAACAUGAUACUCAAAGAUUCAGAUGAAGGCAGAUGUCAGAAUGCCAGAUUAAGCACUGAAGCAGAAAAGCCCCCUGUUGAAGAUUCUAAAAUAAUAUCUGAAGAAGCAGAGAUUAAAGAUGAAGAAAGCACAGAAGAUAUACAGGCUGCAGGGGAGGAAGAGGCAGAGGAGACAGGAACAGCAGAAGCAGCUGAAGCAGCAGAGGCAGAAGAGCUUCCUCCCCCAAGACCAAAGGAGCGCAAGCUCGCAAACCAGUUCAACUUCAUCGAGAGAGCUUCAAAGACGCUCAACAACCCCUUGCGGGACAGAGCGUGUCAAUCGGAGCCUACGCCUUGUAAAAAUUUUUCAGCCACUGCUAACCAGUGGGAGAUCUAUGAUGCCUAUGUGGAGGAGCUUCAGAAAAUGGAAAAGUCCAAAGAGAAAGAAAAACCAAGAGCCCAUAUAGCAAAGAAAGAAGAGAAGAGGAGGGGAAGAAAGUCAACUUCCCUGGAGUCGCAGAGUGAUGAUAUAACCAAGGUCUCAAAGGCUGCCAAAAUAAUGGAGCGGAUGGUGAAUCAGAACACAUUUGAUGACAUUGCACAAGAUUUUAAAUAUUUUGAGGAUGCCUCCGAUGAAUAUAGAGACCAGCAGGGAACCCUCCUCCCUCUCUGGAAGUUCCAGUAUGACAAAACCAAGAGACUUGCAGUUACUGCCAUCUCCUGGAAUCCGAAGUACAAGGACCUUUUUGCAGUGGGAUAUGGCUCUUAUGACUUCAUGAAGCAGAGCCAGGGCAUGCUCCUGCUGUACACCAUGAAGAACCCCUCCUUCCCUGAGUACAUCUUCAGCAGUGAGAGUGGCAUCAUGUGUCUGGACAUCCACAAUGACCACCCUCACCUCGUGGCAGUGGGCUUUUAUGACGGCAACGUGGCCAUCUACAAUCUGAAGAAGCCAAGCUCCCAGCCCAGCCACAAGAGUAGUGCCAAGUCGGGAAAGCACAUGGAUCCAGUGUGGCAGGUCAAGUGGCAGAAGGAUGAUAUGGACAACAAUUUGAACUUCUUCUCUGUUUCCUCAGAUGGGCGGAUAGUGUCGUGGACUUUAGUUAAGAAUGAGCUGGUUCAUACAGAUGUCAUCAAGCUGUCAGUAGAGGGAACAACGAUGCAGGGGCCAGAGGGGCUACAGCUGCAAACGUUUGGCUGUGGGACAUCAUUUGAUUUUCACAAAAAGAUAGACUAUUUGUUUCUCGUUGGCACUGAAGAAGGGAAGAUCUAUAAGUGUUCCAAAUGCUAUUCAAGCCAGUUUCUGGAUGUGUUUGAAGCCCAUCACAUGGCUGUGGAUGCGGUCAGCUGGAAUCCCUACCAUAUGAAGGUCUUCAUUUCCUGCAGCUCUGACUGGACAGUCAAGAUCUGGGAUCACACCAUCAAGACUCCGAUGUUUAUUUAUGACCUGAAUUCUGCUGUUGGGGAUGUUGCCUGGUCCCCUUACUCCUCCACUGUCUUUGCUGCAGUCACCACUGAUGGCAAGGCCCAUGUGUUCGAUCUGAGUGUUAAUAAGUAUGAAGCUAUAUGCACCCAAGUAGUGGUGGCCAAGAAGAAAAACAAAAUAACCCACAUCCAGUUUAACCCUGUCUACCCUGUUGUCAUCAUUGGAGAUGACCGAGGCCACGUUACCUGCCUGAAGCUCUCUCCCAACCUGCGCAGGAUGCCCAAGGAGAAGAAAGGCCAGGAGGUUAAGAAGGGCCCCGAGGUGGAAAUCGCAAAGCUGGACAAGCUGCUCAACCUGGUGCGCGAGCCAGCCGGCCAGGCGGGGCGGUGAGCGGCGGAGGCGGCAGCCCCUCGGGCCGAGCGGGACGCCGGGCCCCGGCGGCGGGCCGGGCAAACAAGCCCGCCUUUGACCAGCACCUGCUUGUCAUGCAUGCCGUGGCCCGCGCUCUGCCCGGUGGGAACGCUUCGCCUCCGUGCCCAGACGAAUAAACAGCGCUGCUGAAAAGUC
Molecule: messenger RNA, 2668 nt
Organism: Dromaius novaehollandiae (emu)
Lineage: Eukaryota; Metazoa; Chordata; Aves; Casuariiformes; Dromaiidae
Product: dynein axonemal intermediate chain 1
Exons: 20
Coding region: 350-2491 (713 amino acids)
Biological process (GO): cilium movement; outer dynein arm assembly
Cellular component (GO): outer dynein arm
Molecular function (GO): dynein light chain binding; dynein heavy chain binding
Source: RefSeq, a predicted model, not a curated record